Molecule: messenger RNA, 2238 nt
Organism: Magnusiomyces paraingens
Lineage: Eukaryota; Fungi; Ascomycota; Dipodascomycetes; Dipodascales; Dipodascaceae
Exons: 1
Coding region: 1-2238 (745 amino acids)
Source: RefSeq, a predicted model, not a curated record
AUGGCAAGAGCUUCCCCAAACUCUUUCGACACUACAGAAAUUAAUACGGCUAUUAAAUCCAAUUUCCCCACACUCGAAAAUACAGCCACAACUACCAAAAACAUUAAUACUGCUAAUAUUCAAAUGAGUACUUCUACAAAUGAAUGCUCAUCUUUUCAAGAUGAGAAGGAAGAAGAUUUCCUUUAUGAAUCUUGGAAUAGACCUAGCAAAAAAACAUUGGAAAACUCUUCUCUUUCUGAUGGAAGCUUAGCAAACUCAUUUUCGCAAACGUCCAGCCCCAAAUCACCAUCGGUGGAAUAUUGGAAUAAAACAUAUUUAUCUUCAUUUUCUGCAGUAAAAAGACGAUCUCGUCGUCGAUCCAGUCUUUGCUACUCGGAGACUUUAGAUGACCUACCUCCAGAGCCAGUAGCAACUCCAUCUAUUCAUUCAAGUUCAAAAACUGAUAAAUUAAAUAAAGAAUCAGCUCAACAGACUUACCCUAAAUCACAGGCGCCCUUUUCAGAGAAUCACAACAAUACUUUUAAUAAGUCCAAGUCUUUUAAAAAUCGUCCAUCGUUUAUUCUUUGUGGUUCUUGUGACACCAAAAUUAGAACAAGAAAAAUUAGUAAUGGAUCUGAUAUGAUAUCACGCACUACAAAUUUUAACAGCGAUCUUUUCGAUAGAUCCUCUUUAUAUGGUUCUUUAUCCUCGUCUUUGUCUUUGAAUUUACCUUUACCUUUACCUUUGUCUUCGUCUUCGUCUUCGUCUUCGUUUUCCACUUUCUCUAGUUUAUCGCCGUAUAUAGGACCGUCAUCUCCUGUGUCAUCUUCACAAUCCCCACUUUUGUCUCCUAAUACUUUAUCUCCAUCUUCAAGUAUACGAUCGUCACCUAUUAAUGGAUUAAGCAAAUCAUCUUCCAAAAUUUUAUCAUCACGAAUUCAUGGAGGGAAUCAUCACCACAAUAAAGAAUCCCUUCUUGGAUCAUAUGAAGAGAGUUUACUAUCUGGUCGAAUGUCAACUCCAUGUUCUCCACCAGUUCCAUUUUAUAUGAAACUUGGUGUUUUUGGUCAGCAACUGACUGAUACAUCUCUUAAAGAGUCACUUAAAUUCCCAAAGCAUAUAACAACACAAUUCAAUGCUGUUUUCUAUGAUUAUGAUUUACAUGAAACUGGUAUUCCUGGAAAAGGUAGUCCAUAUGUUGGCUCAGUAGAUCUUGAGCAAUUUUAUGUAAACCAAUAUCUCAAAAGUGGAAAAGUAUUGCGGGACGAUAUAUUAACCAAAACUCUAUGCCAGAAACAAAAUCCAACUGUUUCAAAUAAUAAUUCAACAUUAACAAAAAUUCAGAAAAAAAAUAAAGAGAGAUCUCAGCUUCCAUUUCCGGGUUAUAGAAUUCCACCAACUGGUAAAAUUCAAAUUAUCAUUUCUAAUCCACAAAAAACAGCAGUAAAACUUUUUCUAGUCCCAUAUGAUGUGUCAACUCUUGAGUACAAACAAAAAACCUUCAUCAGGCAUAAAGUCUUUAUUCGGUCUUCUUUGCCAUCAUCGCAACUAAAAACUUCUAACCUUGGGUCUACUCGUACAUCUAAUCACGAAGAGAAAAUGAGUUUGCUACAAACCGUUCAUUUACAAAUAGCACGCCCGUCCAAAAACAAAUAUUACCUUUAUGGUGAUUUGCGUGUCAUUUUUCAUAAUAGGGAAGAGUCAAAUUUCCCUGAAAAAGAAUCUAAGCCUUUAGGUUUGAUGCUUGCAGUUAAAGAUUCUUCAUUAUCAAAAAUUGAAACAGUUACUAGUGGAAACAAUCCUUUGAGAUACAACUUAGAAGAGGUUUUUAUGCAACAUGUUAACAAGGCAGUGGAAAAAGAUCAAAAUGAUUUCGACGAAAAAUUGAAUAACAAACCUUGGGAGUCCAUUACUGUUUUUGAUGAAGAAGAAGACCAAGAUAUUGAAGAAAUUGAUAUUAGUACUGAAAUGAUACAUUGCGAUUGCUGCAAUAAACCUAUACCUACUAAUUCAUCAGAAUAUUCUGUUUCUGAUAAGACGGCGGACGGAGUAAAGAACAUAAGAGGCAUACCUCAAACACCUAUUAAGGAAACUUUAGCAGCCAAUGGUAAAUCUACUAUUGAUGGAGCGGAUCAAAAGUACAAUGAUUUAACCAAUUUUAGAAAGCUGGACACACGAGAGGACCUUGAUGAAAAGUUGAUGUCUGAUAUGAAGGCAGCUUCUAAACGAAGUUAUUCUCAUGCGCCUGGGAUGCUUUAA